AUGUCACACUCUACUCCUGUCAAACCUAGCAGUCGCACUGGGAACAAUCAGCCCUCCUCUGAUGCGCUUCGUAAACAAGAAGUGCUCAAGAAUCUCCUCCAAGACGAAAUUGGUGAUCAAACGUGGCAGUUCGACGCCGAAAGGGUCUCCCGUAUGCUUUCUCCCAAAUGUCUCAAGCCGGGCGGGGACUAUCACUUUUUGGACAAUCACGACUGCGACGUCGACAAACGCUUCUUCAAGGCGGCCCUCACACGAGCCAAAUCGGACCUAGAAAAGACCCUCUCUUGGAACAAAGUCUCAAUUGGCCGCCCGACAAUGCGGGGGAGCGGCAUUGUCAAGGAUAUUCCGACACAGCCCCCUAACGUCGCGCCUGAGACGACGUCGCAAGGUGCUCCUUCGUUGAAAGCCUUUACCACCGCUCCUCUCAGACGAUCGCCAAGGCUUCGUACUCCUGCCGCACACCAACCGAAUGCAGAGUCUUCGUCUUCGAGCCAAAUCAAGAAACCCUCUUCAAAGCAGACCAAGAAACCGCCUUCCAAGACAACCGCUCAAGCAAAGCCUACCACCGCAGAAGGAACACCAAGCGAAGGCACGACGAAGAAUGAAAAGACGACACAGAGUGAGUCAUGCCCCAUCACGCCUUACAAACGAGAAAACGACAUUGGAUACUUCGAGCCUAGAGGAUUUACCCCGUCACACGAGACGCAAGACCUACGAAAAGAAUUUCAGAAACCACUGAUCGUCAAGAUCUCCUGGCAGCAGGACGAACUCAAAGAGGUUGAGCCGGGGAUGUACAAGGCAUCCAAUGGGAGGUUUGGUACUGUUUCCCAUCUCUGCUCAAAGGAUGAGAUUGAAUCGGCGUUUUGGAAACUUUUCCGAGAUACCCCGCCGAUUGCGGCGGAGACCCGCACUAUGUGUUACUCCUUCUUUUCACUCGAAGGCCGCUCGCUUGUUGAGGCCGAAAGCUCACGCGAGCUUUGUGAAGCACUCAUCCACGGCGUCAUUGGGAACUUACUCCUCUGUCCCAACUCUGUUGAGAAAAGUGCUUUUAAAAUAGCAGCAGAUUUCCGCCAGACUGCCACAAAGCCAGCCCAAGAUUUGACGUCGCUCUUUGAAGGUCUUUCGAUCGACUCUAUGCCUCCUAAGUUGAGUGACCUGGAGGAGCAGAUGACGCGGGUGGAGCGACUUGUCAAAGAAUUGGGGGCAUCGACGAAGUGCAUCGCUUUUGUGACCGAUGGCGAUAAGGCUAUUUGCUGGGCAUCCUAUUUCCAAGGCCAUAACCGUGGAAGCGAUGAGAGAUCGGGUACAUCAGAGUUCAUGUCUCCCAGGCUCCUCGAGUCCAUAGAGGACGGUACCAGGUAUCUCCAGUCCCCUGUUGAUGAUCUCUUCUCUGUGUAUUGGGUGGCGUUGUGGGCAAUCCUCAACAACAUCCCUACUUCUAGGAGGUCUGACUAUGAGGUGAGGUGGAGAAGGAAGAUCGCAGAGGGGAGUGACGCUAGGGCUGCUGCUUCUGUGGCCAUCUGCAAACUCGUAGAUCCAGAAGAAACGUCGCACAGUCCUAUCCGACAGUCGGAGUAG
Molecule: messenger RNA, 1578 nt
Organism: Cyclocybe aegerita
Lineage: Eukaryota; Fungi; Basidiomycota; Agaricomycetes; Agaricales; Hemipholiotaceae
Source: the annotation of a GenBank genome assembly